Messenger RNA from Neurospora crassa OR74A, 2417 nucleotides. It is a transcript of the gene aro-6, whose product is annotated as phospho-2-dehydro-3-deoxyheptonate aldolase. Bases 760 to 1899 code for a protein of 379 amino acids. The transcript is spliced from 3 exons. The record is from RefSeq and is a predicted model, not a curated record. Gene Ontology annotation, biological process: aromatic amino acid biosynthetic process. NCBI's taxonomy places the organism in Eukaryota, Fungi, Ascomycota, Sordariomycetes, Sordariales, Sordariaceae. Gene Ontology annotation, molecular function: 3-deoxy-7-phosphoheptulonate synthase activity. Gene Ontology annotation, cellular component: cytoplasm.
UGAGUGUGUGUGUCAGUUUUAACGGGCAUGUGUCCCUGCCCCGCACAGAUCUUCUCAAAAAGUUUACGGAAAGAUACACCCCGGACUUUGUGCCUGCCUGCCCGCUUGCUUCCCGCUGUCCACAUCCCGUCGCCGUUCGUUGACCUCAGUCACCUUGUCCGAUUUUCAAUUUGGAUGAGAGGCCCCUGGGUGCUUGAGACCCUCGUACAGUAAUUUGUGAGUCACUACGAGAAUAGUUGAAGCUGUACCUUGUUUGGCAAUAUCUUUUCGUCUUAUAAGUAGCCGGACGGAGGCGGUGUUUUCUGCCAUCUUUCUCUCCAUCCCAAAGUCUCUAGACUGUCCAGUGAAUUACCUUAGGCCUGGCCUCAUCCGCAAACCCUUUUCGUUAGGAGCUACACUACCUCGCUACUUAUUGUGCCUUCCAUCCGCUCACCUUGGCUUCGGUGGCUGCAGAAUUUCUUUGUUAUUGACUCCCCCUUCCACCCCAUUCCCACUAACGCCUUCCUUGUCGCCUCCGACCAGGCCAAUCACAUUGUCCAAUCAUACGUUUGCCAACAGGGUCUUGCCUGCCUUUAAUUCGCCCUCACCUGGACUUUAAGCUCCUUCCUCUGCCGAGAUUCUUUCCUCUCGACCUUGCCAAGCAAAAGUCAAAUCACCUCCGUCGACCAGAGUCAUUCCUGAACUCAGUUUUCUUGACAGCCUCACCUCUCGACUUCUCUUUUUACACAAUCACGGUUCAACUCACAUUCCACUGCAACCAUGGUCGGCCCUGAUAUGGUGGCCCUUCGGGCUGAUGACACAAGAGUCGAGGGACAGGAUCCCCUCAUCCCUCCUGCUCUUCUCAUUUCCGAGAUUCCCAUGACGGAUGCCGCUCUCGAGACUGUUGUCAAGGGCAGGAAGGAGGCCGUAGGUGUCAUCAUGGGCAAGGAUGACCGUCUCCUUGUCGUUGUUGGCCCCUGCUCCCUUCACGAUCCUGCUACAGCUCUCGAGUACUGCAGCAGGCUCAAGGCUCUUUCCGAGAAGCUCAAGGACGACCUCGUUAUCGUGAUGAGAGCCUACCUCGAGAAGCCUCGCACGACCGUCGGCUGGAAGGGUCUCAUCAACGAUCCCGAUAUCGACUCUUCUUUCAAGAUCAACAAGGGUCUUCGUAUCUCCAGACAGCUUUUCUGCGAUUUGACCUCUGCCGGUAUGCCUAUUGCUUCGGAGAUGUUGGACACCAUCUCCCCUCAGUUCCUUGCCGACUUCAUCUCUGUCGGUGCUAUCGGCGCCCGUACUACCGAAAGCCAGCUUCACCGCGAGCUUGCCUCUGGUCUCUCUUUCCCUGUCGGUUUCAAGAACGGAACCGACGGAAACCUCGGUGUUGCCAUUGAUGCCAUUGGCGCUGCCGCGGCUAAGCACCACUUCAUGGGCGUUACCAAGCAGGGCUUGGCCGCUAUCACCCGCACCAAGGGCAACGAGCACGGUUUCGUUAUCCUCCGUGGUGGCACCAAGGGCCCCAACUACGACAAGGAGAACGUCCAGGCUGCGAAGGAGACUCUCAUCAAGAAGGGCCAGAAGCUCGCCAUCAUGGUCGACUGCUCUCACGGCAACUCCAACAAGGACCACCGCAACCAGCCCAAGGUUGCCAAGGUCGUUGCCGACCAGAUUCGCGAGGGCGAGAAAGCCAUCAUUGGUGUCAUGAUCGAGUCCAACAUCAACGAGGGCAACCAGAAGGUUCCUGCUGAGGGUCCCUCGGCGCUCAAGAAGGGCGUCAGCAUCACCGAUGCCUGCAUUGACUGGGAGUCCACUGUCUCGACCCUCGAGGAGCUCGCUGAGGCGGUUCGCGAGCGUCGUGAGGUGAACGGUGGCCUCGCCAGCGGUGUGGCUACCCCCAAGCCCAACCCUCUCGAGGAGGACUAGAGGUUUUCUUCCGAAGAGAGGGAUGAAACUGGGGUUAGAGAGGCAGCAAUGCAGGGAGAGCUGUACCAAGAGACUGUGCAGUGGAUACCGCAUGUGAUGCAGCCUGAUGAUAUCGAGGAGCUGCCCCAUCCGUGCGAACAGUUCUGAAGGCAUUCAAAAGGAAAACGGGUCAUUAAAAGUUCUUGCUUGUAGUUUCACAUAUGGCGGGGAACCAAAAACAGACACGGCCAUGGAGUCAGCGGCGAGCAGUAGGAAUAGCAUCAAUGCCUACCAAGACCUUCGAGAAGCAUACAUAUUGAUACCCAUAUUGUCUGAACCUCUAUUCUCUCUUCGUUUCGCAGAACGGAGCCAGCUCAGGUCAUUGUCAAUGAGAGAUUGCGCGGCUCUAUCGCAACAACAGUGCGUUGUUCCAAGUUCUAUACUAAGAUGAAGGCUUCAGUUUGAUCAGUAUCUUUCUGCUCACGCGUAGGUAGUCUAAAGUUCCCUUCUCCUAAUGUAAGAAGGCCUUGUCUAUCCUG